AUGUCGUCCUCGCAGAGCGUCCAGUGCUUCGGCAAGAAGAAGACGGCCACGGCUGUCGCCCAGUGCAAGGCCGGUAAGGGUCUUGUCAAGGUCAACGGCAAGCCUCUGUCCCUUGUCCAGCCCGAGAUCCUGCGCUUCAAGGUCUACGAGCCCCUCCUCGUCCUCGGCCUUGACAAGUUCGCCGACGUCGACAUCCGCGUCCGCGUCUCCGGCGGUGGUCACACUUCCCAGAUCUACGCCAUCCGUCAGGCUAUCGCCAAGUCCCUCAUCGCCUGGUACCAGAAGUUCGUCGACGAGCACUCCAAGAACAUGCUCAAGCAGGCCCUCGUCGCCCACGACCGUACCCUCCUCGUCGCCGACAACCGCCGGUGCGAGCCCAAGAAGUUCGGUGGUAAGGGUGCCCGCUCUCGCUUCCAGAAGUCCUACCGUUAA
Messenger RNA from Verticillium nonalfalfae, 432 nucleotides. It is a transcript of the gene RPS16, whose product is annotated as 40S ribosomal protein S16. Gene Ontology annotation, molecular function: RNA binding; structural constituent of ribosome. Lineage: Eukaryota; Fungi; Ascomycota; Sordariomycetes; Glomerellales; Plectosphaerellaceae. The transcript has 3 exons. Gene Ontology annotation, biological process: maturation of SSU-rRNA from tricistronic rRNA transcript (SSU-rRNA, 5.8S rRNA, LSU-rRNA); translation. The coding region runs from base 1 to 432 and encodes 143 amino acids. Gene Ontology annotation, cellular component: ribosome; cytosolic small ribosomal subunit. The record is from RefSeq and is a predicted model, not a curated record.